Molecule: messenger RNA, 887 nt
Organism: Suillus discolor
Lineage: Eukaryota; Fungi; Basidiomycota; Agaricomycetes; Boletales; Suillaceae
Product: S-adenosyl-L-methionine-dependent methyltransferase
Exons: 8
Coding region: 47-736 (229 amino acids)
Source: RefSeq, a predicted model, not a curated record
CUUGACUAGCGCAGGCCUCAGCUUCACCAACCGGUUGGAUAUCAACAUGUCCCUUCCCCACAAGAAUGAAGAGUAUGGUACCGAAGUGUACUGGGACAAGAGAUACGAGCAAGAAGCUGAGGAUGCCUCUUUUGACUGGUUCAAGACCUACGCGGAUGUUGCGCAUGACAUCCGCAAGUUCAUCCCCAGUAAAGAUGCACGCAUCCUAAUGCUCGGUUGUGGAAAUUCAAAGUUUUCAGAGGAUGUAGAUAUCUCCUCUCGCAUAUGUUGUGUGAUCUUGCUACUAACACCGUCGUGCGAACAGAUGUGGGAAGACGGGUACAAAAACAUUGUCAACGUUGAUUAUUCGCCCGUUGUGAUUGAGAAGAUGCGCAACCGACACAAAGAUGCGCGCCCAGAGAUGACAUGGGAAGUGAAGGACGUCCGAACUCUAGACGGUCUAGAUACCUCAUCCUUUGAUGUCGCCAUCGAUAAAGGAACAAUGGAUGCAAUGAUGACGUCUUCAACCGACGUCUGGGAUCCACCAGAGCAAGUAAUCAAAGACUGCACAGCAGAAGUAUCUCAAGUCAUACGUGUACUUAAACGCAAUGGCAUCUUCAUCUACAUUACCUUCGGACAACCUCACUUCCGAAGACGAUAUCUCACUGGUCCUCAUAUAACACGAAAUACUUCACUUGAGAUCAACCAACUGGGAGAAUCUUUCCAUUAUUACAUGUAUACCUUGCGGAUGCUAUGAUGUUUCCUGAUCGAAGGAUUACAAAUCUAUCUGCUUCCCAUAUCAUGACGCCUAGAUACGGGAGAUGCGCUUAUAUGUACCGUACUGAGCACCUACCUGCACCUACCCGCCACCGUGUCAACUACUGCCAACAAUAGAUCAGUGUCUUGAA